ACAGUUAUUAUUAUUAUUGAGCAACCAUGGCUUCGCUUAUUAUUCUCAGUUGCAUCUUGGCUCUCACCAAUGCCAACCUUCCAAAUUUCGUGCAAAGUCAACCAUUGGCGGAUCUAUUUAAAAUAAAUCGAGUCAUCGGAGGAAAGAAUUGCGCGAAAGGCGAAUUUCCUCAUCAAGUAAGUUUGCAGUUCGGCUAUCCACCUCUUGUUUCUUUUACCCACAUAUGCGGUGGAUCCAUCAUUGGCGAAAGAUGGGUUUUAACUGCGGGACACUGCGUACACGAUCUGCCUUCUUCCGGUCAAUUAAUUAUCAAGGCUGGGAAAAACUCUAUUAAAUCCAAAGAAGCAACAGAGCAAACUGCCUAUGCUGCAAGAAUGUACAUGCAUCCGCAAUAUCAAGGAGGUGCUACACCGUACGAUAUAGCGCUCAUAAAAUUGCUGACACCUUUCAAGUUUAAUAAGUACGUGGCCCCGAUCAAUUUACCACAGCCUAACAGUUUGCCUCAAGGAAACGCUGUCUUAAGCGGAUGGGGUUCGAUCUCCAAGUCCAGCAGAGCUAUUUUACCAGAUGUAUUGCAAAAGGUGACGUUACCUAUCAUUGACCUCGCUACAUGCAGACAAGCGUUCCGUGCUCUGGGCGAAAUGUGGGAAAACGUGCACGACACGAAUGUCUGCACUGGACCACUUACUGGAGGAUUUUCUGCGUGUCAGGGCGAUUCUGGUGGACCACUUAUCGGACAGACUGACAAUGGCACGAUCGAAAUUAUUGGUGUAGUCUCUUGGGGCCUCAUACCGUGUGGAGCUUACGGUGCGCCGGCUGUGUUCGUCAGAGUUUCUGCAUUCGUCGACUGGAUAAAUUAUGUUAUGAGAUACUAUUAUUACGUAUAAAUAGAUUUGUGAAAUACUAAGGUUCGAUAAAAUGCAUUGUGGUCGUAUUGAAUCUGUUAUAUUUCAAAUUAGUAUUCAAUCAUUCAUAUCUGUAUUUAUAUAUUCCGAUUUCGAUGCAAUCUCUACUGUCACGAUUAUUUAAAUAAAUAACUGUUUUAAUUUUGU
Messenger RNA from Nasonia vitripennis (jewel wasp), 1052 nucleotides. RefSeq names its product serine protease 47 (gene SP47). Gene Ontology annotation, biological process: proteolysis. The record is from RefSeq and is marked validated. Gene Ontology annotation, molecular function: serine-type endopeptidase activity. Lineage: Eukaryota; Metazoa; Arthropoda; Insecta; Hymenoptera; Pteromalidae.